Bipolaris maydis ATCC 48331 is the source of this 1918-nucleotide messenger RNA. RefSeq names its product Alpha/beta hydrolase family-domain-containing protein. Lineage: Eukaryota; Fungi; Ascomycota; Dothideomycetes; Pleosporales; Pleosporaceae. The record is from RefSeq and is a predicted model, not a curated record.
GCAGCCUCUCCCCUCCCAGAUCCCCCCGGCCCCCAGCAACUCGAGACCGCUCCGGCUUUGGAGUCCCCAGUCCUUGGCGGCAUGAUAACAGUAGAUUCCUGCACGUGAGACGGUAUUGGCACUUCGUCAUCAAGAGGCCCAAGUCCCAAAACCUGCCAUCCAUCCGUUCCCGGUCGCGGGGCUGAAGAGGGGUAACCCUUCGCCUUGGAAAAAAUAUCACAACCCAAAAGGUAGACGUCUAGAACGCACCAAGUUGCCUUUGCCUACCCCGGUUUCAAACAUCUCCAGCCCACCUGCCUGGGCACGGCAGUUUUACUUUCCGACAUCUUCCGCUUCUCCAACUGCCCCAGAUUGUGCGCUUUCCCAAUCUGGAGGACUAGCCACACCCACGCAUGUAUUGACCGUCGUUAUCACUCCCAGUCACGCCAGCUAGGACCAGUCAUGGAUGCUUUCCCAUAUAUCCCACCACAUCUCAAGUAUGCUGGCCUAUCCAAGCAAGAAAGAGAUAGAAAUGCCGCCGCGGAAAAAGGACGUGACAGCACAAAGGCCAGCGUCACCUUCUUGAGCCAGGCAAAUUCCCCGGGAACCAACUUGUCGCAAGCGGACCCUCUCAACGCGGCAAGGAGACACAGCACCAUGAGCACCCGCAGCUACCCAAUGCCCUUUCCCGGAAGCAUGGAAACCACGGAAGAUGAUGACCUUCCCCCAUUUCCGGAGCCGGAGGUAUCUUCACUGGCCCUCGAUACUAAACCUGGCGCACAGAUACAUUACACAUAUUACCCUGCCUCGAAACCGCAGGGCAACCAUCCCAACCCGUUUUCCCAAACGCUCAUCGUCUUCCUCAACGGGGCUAUGAUGCCGCGAAGCUCGUGGGACGCUGCAAUACGCAGCUUCCUGGAAAAGCGAAUCACAGGUCGACUACCAUAUCCAGGACUACUAAGCUACGAUCGCUAUGGACAAGGGGAGUCUGACCCAGACCCCGACGACCCUCAUCCCCCGCCCUCACACGGUCAUGACGCCAUCUCGGCCGUCAAAGCUCUCAAGCAAUUUACCCUACAAAUCUGGCGUGAACACCUCGAUAUCAACAAGCCAACACACUAUCCCUGUCUAAUCUUUGUCUGCAACAGCCUAGGCUGCGCCCUCGCCCGCCUAUUCGCUCAAUGCUACCCAGGAACCGUCUCCGGCCUCCUCUUCCUCGACAGCAUAAUGGCCAAUUCCGACUACCAGGACUUCUGGCCCGACCCAGAUGCCCCAGACUUUGAUCCCCACAUGCUACCCGACGACGUGACGGCCGACCAGGUCCGCGCUGUGAGGGAAAAGUACAGGAGCAUGUUUCACCCGAAUGUACCAAGUCCUGAGGGGCUUUCACGCAGGAACCUGGCUAAACUGCUGCCGGAUGCUGGGGCCCCGAAGCUGGAGGGGUAUCUGGGCCGAGGCCCUUAUUUGACGGUUGUGGGCCAUGACUGGGAGACGUUUGCUGAGCAGUCUUCCAACCCUCCUCUCAACGCUCCCAAAGCCCUCACAAUGACGUAUGCGAACCCCGCAUGGCGCCGCUACAACGAGGAGCUGUGCCACAUUACCGAGGAAGGCAAGGCCAUUGGCCCCAUUACCGCGGUCCGCUGCGGCCACUUUAUCCAAAGAGACGAUCCACGUUUUGUCAGCGACGAAAUGGUGAGUUUGCUGGAUAGAGUGGUGAAUCGUGUGCAGCAGGUGAGCAAGCGGGAUUGAAAGAACGGAUGAAUGAAAGCUUGAAAGUUGGGGUGUUGAUGUAAUAAGUGUACAUACGUAAUAUACCAGGAGAGAGAGGGGAGGAACAAGAAGGAAACAAGUUCCUAUGUAUGGGAGAAAGCAGAAUUUCAUGGGUCUCCUAUCAUAAGGCAUAUAUACGUAUAUUUGCUUGAACAACAUCAUCUACUAU